AGAAAGGGGGCAGUGGCACUGGGUGACAGACAAAGUGCUAUACACACUGACAUGCUCACACUCGCACACACACACAAACACACACACACUCUCUCUGUUUCCUCUAUGUCUCGUUGCAAACGUGUCAGUCAACCAGUUAGUUGAUUAUUUGUGUGUGUGUUUGUGUGUGUGUUUGGUGGCGAUGUUGAAACGAGCUGCGAACCAUCCUUCAUCUCUAUGACCGGCGGACAAACAAAGCAGAGACAUAGACACAGGGACACUCGGUUUCCCACAGAGGAAAUUCAGCAGCCAGUCUUCUACCAGGCAUCACCACUGCUGCUGUCUAUGAGCUGCACUCAGGCAGAAGACUGGACUUUCCAACAAUCCUGACAUACGGAAAAAGCCCUGUUGAAGCUCCACCCGCAGCAGACGCCAUGUCCUCUCCUCCCCUCCCCAUGUCCUCUCUCCCCCCCAGCCCCCUGGCCAUGGAAUACCUGAACGACUUUGACCUCCUGAAGUUUGAGGUGAAAUCUGACACUCCUCCUCUCCCUCCUCCAUGCGCGUAUCCCAAAUCUGGUCUCUCCCACGACCCGUCGAGUUCUCCAUACGCCGGCCAUCCUCCGCAGGACUCCAGCCUGAGCUCCAGCCCUUACAACUCGCUGCCCCCCUCGCCCACGCUCAGCGACACCCACCCGCCGCCUUCGGGCUCCUCCUCGCUCUCUUCUUCGUCCUCCUCCAUCUCGUUCCCUCUCUCCAUAACUAACAGUUUCACCUCCGCCAUCGGCUCUGGCGCUCAGGGAAAUGUGGAGGGCAGUCCAGGCAACGGGGCUCAGGGUCCCACCCCGGCCUCGCUGGAGGACCUGAUCUGGCUGGCAGCUCUGCAGCAGCAGUUCGGAGGUGAGGUGACAGGGCCCGCCACCCUGCUGGGAGCCCUGGGGGGAGUUCAGGACAGAGGCGACAGAGAGCGGGCGUCUGUUAAUGGCUUCCUGGGCUGUGAGGACGCGGUGGAGGCUUUGCUGAACUCGGCUGCUGCAGCUGUCAGUUCACAGUUUCCAGGCCUUUCUCAGAGUUCGAGCAGCAACCUCGGGGACUCCAGCAGCGAGAGCGGAGGCGACAUCUCCUGCGUCAAGGGGAGCGACAUGUGCCACCGCCCGCUCGUCUUCCUCUCGUCGGCCCCUCCCUCGCUCCCCAACGGCGACCCGGCCUCGAACCCCUACCCGCCACCCCUCAGCCCGCAGGGUCGCCUUCAUCACCACCACCAUCACCAUCAGCACCACCCGCACCAUCCCAUGCACAGCAGCCAUCACCAUCAUCACCAUUCAGUUAAUCAGUGCGGGGUGAACGAGCGCUUCUCUGACGAGCAGCUGGUGAGCCUGUCGGUGCGCGAGCUCAACCGGCACCUGCGGGGAGUGAGCAAGGACGAGGUGGUGCGCCUGAAGCAGAAACGGCGCACGCUGAAGAACCGCGGCUACGCGCAGUCCUGCCGCUACAAGCGCUUACAGCACCGCCACGCUCUGGAGUCGGAAAAGCACGUGCUCACGCAACAGUUGGAACAGCUACAGUGCGAGCUGACGCGCGUGCUGAGGGAGAGAGACGCCUACAAGGCGCGCUACGAGAAGCUCCUCAGCACGAACCACGGCACCGGCAGCGACGCCCCAGCGCCCCGCGCCGGCAAACCGCCGUCCCCACCCCCCGACUACUUCCUCUGAGUGUACAAUACGAAACAGGGGGGGGGGGGGGGGGCAAAGCCAGCCAACGUAUAGUAGAGCAAUCAAUGAUGAGCAAUAAGAACUAGGAAAUGACAACAAGGACGUAUACAGUAUGUGUGUCCGUGUGCGUGCCUGUUUGUGUGUGUGUGCGUUGUGUGCAAGAGAGAAAGUGAGAGACAUUGGCAGGUAGAUUUGGGGGCUGGACAACUGUGAAAAGCAGGCUUCAACAAAGGUGAACAGGGCAUCGGCUGCUAAGUCUGAGGGGUUAGAGCCGCGUCUAGGCUGCUUCUUGAUACUUUACUGUGAAGGAUGGUUGCACAAUGACUGGCUGCGUGCUCACUGAGGUCAUCAGUGCAACUAUAGACAAACAUGACUUUAAGAAACGAAUCCCAAAAAAGAAGCUUCAAAACGUAUCACCAGUCCCUGCACUGCUGAGCAUGUCUCGUAGGCAAUAACGUAUCUCUGCGAUGUAUUCUCCCAACGGGCGUUUGAGGCUCCGACUGUAGUCCUGCUUUGUUUUAAUAAUAAGCUGCUAAAGCUGCGGAGGUCUGAGUAAUGCAGUGGUGCUGUAUGUGGAGUGAAACGGGCUUGGGUAAAUUAUCCACGGUAUGCAGUUAAGCAUUCAUCAGCUAAUAUUUCACAGUUGCCUACCAAAGUGUUGAAGCUCACCAAAACGUGUUACUCUUUGUAAGAUGAAUAAUCAUAGAUUAAAGAAUGUACAAGGACACCUUCAAUGGGUGUCUUCCAAUGAUUGUGCUAAACACAUAGCGGGGAUAUCGCUCACGCGUUUUAGCAAUGAAAAUCUGCUUUUUGCUAGUUAGAAAUGAUGACUUUCCGCCAUUAAACUGUAACAGAGAGCCUGGGCAUUAACAAAGACAAGACACAAGACAAGAACGUGAAAAGAGCCAAAGAGAAACCCAAAGGUUUGGUAUCAUUUGUGUGGUUGCGUCUAGUUCUCCAAAGACCAGUGAGGCAAUUUGGGUCCGAUGGAAAAACUCUGUAACCAGACAAUCACUACAUUAAUGCAACGCGUGGCACCACAGAGCUGGUUGUUGCGUGGGAGAAGAAAUGGUGCAGAGAUAAAAAAUUAAACCUUUUCAUGGAGACACCUUAACGGUCCCAUGAUACCAAUGCCAGUGUUCAUGCUUUAGAGCUAUCUAUUUUGUUUGGGUGUAGGUUAAAUAAAUUGUUUUUUAUUUAUUCACUUAUUUAUUCAGUAUUUAUUGUUUAUUUAUGUACUGAUUCUGAUUAUUUUGCAGAUUUUAUUCCAUUAGUGUGUAUUUUUAUUUCCCAACAGUUUAUUUUAUCCAAUUGUAAUUAGAAUAAACAUUAUCACAAACAUAAUGACCAUUACCAUGGUUUCCUGCUCCCGUUGUAGUGUGGUUUCAUAUGAAAUAAACUGAGUACUUGACUCAG
Messenger RNA from Betta splendens (Siamese fighting fish), 3104 nucleotides. It is a transcript of the gene nrl, whose product is annotated as neural retina leucine zipper. The record is from RefSeq and is a predicted model, not a curated record. Bases 414 to 1688 code for a protein of 424 amino acids. Gene Ontology annotation, biological process: regulation of transcription by RNA polymerase II. Gene Ontology annotation, molecular function: DNA-binding transcription factor activity, RNA polymerase II-specific; RNA polymerase II cis-regulatory region sequence-specific DNA binding. Gene Ontology annotation, cellular component: nucleus. The transcript is spliced from 5 exons. NCBI's taxonomy places the organism in Eukaryota, Metazoa, Chordata, Actinopteri, Anabantiformes, Osphronemidae.